AUGAAGCUCUCUCUGGAAUUGACUCUCGGUCUACUGGCCGUAUCAUGCGUCGAUGCAUUCGUCGUUCCCCCUCGCACGCUAUGGGCAACCAAAGCAAACCUUGCCUCUCGCUCGUAUCGCGCACACCCUGUCAGACGUGACGCAGACUUUCAGAGCUUGGACUCGUUGACCCAAGGAGGAAGUCGCCGCCGCGAGGCUCAAAAGCAAGGUGGCGGAGGUGGUGGUCUCACGAUCGGAGGCCUCACUCUAGGCGGCCCAGGCGGUGGUAUCACUGGCAACGGUCUCAAGCUCGGCGGAAAUCAGCAGGGCAAUGGUACUGCGGCAGCCGCAGAGGAGCCCAAGUCUUCAGCAGCAGAGGGCGAGAAGUCCGCCACCGCCGGUGAAAAGCCUGCUGUCGCCGCCGAGCAAGAGUCAGAAGGGGGUGCGGCUGGCGCUGGCGCUGGCGCUGGUACGGAGAACCAGCCCGGACGCGCCGAAGGAGACGCAGCAAGGAAAGAAUCUGAACAGGAAGCUCAAGAGGCCGAGGGUGAGAAGUCAAACGGCGUCAAGGCUACUGAAGAGUCCGAGAAGUUCUCUGAGGAAUCUGGUAUCACCCUCGGCGAGGACGGUGCCGCGGCGAACCUCGGUGGAAACCUGGGCAUCACGCAGGGCUCCGACGGCAGCAAGUCAAUCGGCGGGUCAAACGGUAUCAACAUCGCCGCUAAUGGGGACGCAACACUAGCAGGUAAUGAGUGA
This is a messenger RNA of Alternaria arbusti, 735 nucleotides long. RefSeq lists its product as uncharacterized. The transcript is spliced from 2 exons. The record is from RefSeq and is a predicted model, not a curated record. The coding region runs from base 1 to 735 and encodes 244 amino acids. Lineage: Eukaryota; Fungi; Ascomycota; Dothideomycetes; Pleosporales; Pleosporaceae.